CCAGUGCCUGGGACCCCCAGCUCCACCCCCAGCCUCUGCGCCCCCAGUGACCCCCCCCGCCUUUCUCCCCAUAUCCAGGGACCACCAGGCCCUAGGCAGCCACAGGGCCCCUGACUCCCCCUCACAUCCUCUCCACUGACCCUUCCUAGGGUCCCUCCUUAGCCCCCCCCCCCCCGGGCACCUCACAGGCCGUGGUCCCCCACCCACUCUCUCUGUCUUGGGGUCCCCCCCACCCCCGACCAUGGCGCAGUACAAGGGGGCGGCCAGCGAGGCCGGUCGGGCCCUGCAACUGAUGAAGAAGCGGGAACGGCAGCGGGAGCACAUGGAGCAGAUGCGGCAGCGCAUCGCGGAGGAGAACAUCAUGAAGUCGAACAUCGAUAAGAAGUUCUCGGCUCAUUACGAUGCGGUGGAAGCAGAACUGAAAUCCAGCACCGUGGGUCUGGUGACCCUGAACGACAUGAAGGCCAAGCAGGAGGCGCUGGUGAAGGAGCGGGAGAAGCAGCUGGCCAAGAAGGAGCAGUCCAAGGAGCUGCAGCUGAAGCUGGAGCGGCUGCGGGAACGGGAGCGGAAGCAGGAGCAGAAACGGAAGAUCUCCAGCCUGUCCUUCACCUUGGACGAGGAUGAGGAUGAGGAGGAGGAUGAAGAGCAGCUGGAGGAGGAAGAGCCAGAGCUGGAGAAAGAGGAGCUGCCCCCCAAGAAGCGCAAACUGGGAAAGAAUCCGGAUGUGGACACCAGCUUCCUGCCGGAUCGGGACCGCGAGGAGGAGGAGAACCGCCUGCGCGAGGAGCUGCGCCAGGAGUGGGAGGCCAAGCAGGAGAAGAUCAAGAGCGAGGAAAUUGAAAUCACCUUCAGCUACUGGGAUGGCUCCGGCCACCGGCGCACAGUCAAGAUGAAGAAGGGGAACACCAUGCAGCAGUUCCUGCAGAAAGCCCUCGAGAUCCUGCGCAAGGACUUCAGCGAGCUCAGGUCAGCCGGGGUGGAGCAGCUCAUGUACAUCAAGGAGGAUCUGAUCAUCCCCCACCAUCACAGCUUCUACGACUUCAUCGUGACUAAAGCAAGAGGGAAAAGUGGGCCGCUCUUCAACUUCGACGUUCAUGAGGACGUGAGACUCCUGAGCGAUGCCACUGUGGAGAAGGAUGAGUCCCAUGCUGGGAAGGUCGUCCUGCGCAGCUGGUACGAGAAGAACAAGCACAUCUUCCCGGCCAGCCGCUGGGAGCCCUAUGACCCUGAGAAGAAGUGGGACAAGUACACUAUCCGGUGAGAGAUGUAGCCCUGGAAUGCUGCUGUGGAGCUCCUGGCGUUGUUGCUGCCCAAUGGUCGUCAUAUCUCCUUCCCCCCCCCCAAUCUCUCAGCCUGCUGGUGAAAUAAACUCUCCUGUGCUCA
This is a messenger RNA of Chrysemys picta bellii (western painted turtle), 1383 nucleotides long. The record is from RefSeq and is a predicted model, not a curated record. Lineage: Eukaryota; Metazoa; Chordata; Testudines; Emydidae.